AAAGAGAGAGAGAGGGGGAGAGAGAGAGAGAGACCCCUAUACAUUAUUGGAGUGACAGAGAGAGAGAGGGAAAGGGAGAGAGAGACUCCUGUUGAACUAGAAAGAGAAGUUGGGAAGAGACAGUCUAGAUCACUGUUGUUCUGUCAUUGUACAGGGUUAUGUGUCUGAUUCAGUGUGUAGAUCAUUAAAUUUGGUGAUGACUGAAUUUCCAACCCAGGUGACCACGGAGACCAGCUCAGCUCAUUUACAGAGGAUCUCCAGCUCACAGAAUGCAAGCUCCACAUUUUCUGGGAUACAAAUCUCCCCAGACACAGCUUUCCUGAAGACCAUCCCUGCAAUGCUGAUGCAGGUGGAGAUGGUUCUGGGACUUCUGGUUUGGUCCCUUGUUGCAAGUCUCUACUAUAUCCCCCCGGCUCUCGUGGGGGUGAUAAUUAUCACCUUGUUGGUCUGGAUCUCUACUAUUUUGCUGUUCCUCUUCUACUUCUUCAGGGUCCCCCCCCAGUUCAGCUCUGUUCCCUGGCUAACACUGCUUUUGGUGUACAAUACUGUGGCAGCAGUCCUCUACCUCAUAUGCGCAAUGGCCAAUGCAGUGAACACAGGCCCCUUCCUGUUGCUGAUAGGGUACGAAAGCCUUGCAGCAUCCACGUGCCUCGCCAUACUGGUGACGGUGACCUACAGUGGCAGUGCUUUGUUUGCUUUUAACGCCUGGAAGAGUGCGAGGGCAGAGCCUGCAAUGGCCCCCAUCACUUCAUAAAACUCCAUCUGCCCAAACAAUAGUGAUCUCCGUCCUUCUUCUAACUACUUAUCUAUAUCACACUUAGAAAGGGGCAAUAAGAGUGUCUGACUGCCCAGAUGGACUGUGGUCUUAGAAAUUUUGAGCCUGGAAGCAGCCUGCCACUCAGCGUCACCUUAUGCCCGAAGCAGCCUGCCACUCAGUGUCACCUUAAGCCAGCAGAGCCAGGGUAAAACAGAAUUUAGCAAUGGAGAUUCUUAAAAAUGUGGUCUCAAUUUUUUCCAGAACUGUAUACAUUUGCCCUGGGAAGUAAAGAUUCCUCACCUAAUUACUGUAUGCUGUUACCUCUCCCUGGUCCAGCGUUUUUCUGGUUGCCCUUUCGGUUACACGCUCUCACCCAAUAUGGACUACCAAACCCUCGCCCUCACCGAGAAGUGUCCCAUAAGCAGCACAGCAGUUCCAGCUUAACCAUAAAACAUCUACCUGUUAGUAUAGCAGUGAGAAGCUGCACCAGCCACACAGCUGACCGAGAUUCGAGUCCCUGAUGGGGAAGGGCCUGGGUGUGUUUUACUUUUUAUAAAAAGAAAUAUUAUACUGGCAGUGUGUGGCUCAAUGAGUUAGCAACUUUCUGGUCAUAAUGAUCCUAGUUCAAAUCCCAGGGUUGGGAGAGAGAUUAUGCCAUUGGAUCCUUGAGCAAGGCCCUUAAGCCCCAAUUGCUACAGUGAUUGUCUAAUCCUGCUUUCUCCAAAAAUAUAAAUGUACACUGAUUUGGAUAAAAGUG
This is a messenger RNA of Paramormyrops kingsleyae, 1514 nucleotides long. Its product is annotated as CKLF-like MARVEL transmembrane domain-containing protein 8. Gene Ontology annotation, cellular component: membrane. Gene Ontology annotation, biological process: myelination. NCBI's taxonomy places the organism in Eukaryota, Metazoa, Chordata, Actinopteri, Osteoglossiformes, Mormyridae. Gene Ontology annotation, molecular function: structural constituent of myelin sheath. The record is from RefSeq and is a predicted model, not a curated record.